AUGGGAGGCUGGCAUUGUCUCCGUGUGUCUCUGCUCGUCCCACGCGGCGGCAUCCAGGGCAGCGGCGGGCAGGGCGGAGCGAAAGUGAAAGCAAGCCGCGCGGCGGGCGUGGGCGGCGGCGGCGGCGGCCGCGCUUCCCGCGCGCCUCCGACUCGGCACGUGAUGAGGCUCGCGACAGCAUGGCGGCUGGCAGCGCUGCUGCUGGCCACGACAGCGGCGGCCACAGCGACGGCGACGGCGGACUCUGAGGACUGGUCGUGGGGCGGCGGCCGCGACGCCAGGACGCAGCAGCUGGCGCCCUCCGCCCCCACGGCGGCCGCCUCCGCCCCCGGCGCUGGCGUCCCGCCCUCGGCCGCUGACUCAGGCGUGCUGCAGCAGGUGGUGGACUCGAUCCUGCAGUCCGGCCGGCAGGGCCGCAACCUGGACGGCUACGACGACGUGUACAGCGACCCCAACGUGCAGCACGCGCUCACCGCCGGCAACGACACGCAGGCGCGCCACUACAUCCGCGAGCGCCUCUGCAACCUGGGGCUCAUGGCGUGUGACGACGUGGUGCCGAAGCGGCCGUACGUGGAGCCGCACGAGCUGAUCUAUGCGCAGCCCGUGGCCAUCAAGCCGGUGGGGCAGCCGAUCCCGGCGGUGCCGGUGCGCGGGCCCCCCAAGAGGCUGCCGCCUCCGCCACCCCCGCACCACAUCCCCCACAUCCCCCACAGACCCCCGCGCCCCUACCCGCCCGUGCCCGGACCGAUCUACGGAGCGCCUAAGCCUCUGCCGCCGCCCAUCUACGAGCACGGCUUCGACGGCCCGGUGGCAUCGCUGCCGCCCCUGAGGCCGCCCACCAAGGGCCCCAUCGACGUGGUCGUCAACUCGCACAGCGGCGUGCAGCAGCACGUGCACCACCACUACCACCACGGCGAGGCGGGAGCCGCGAUCGUGAAGCCGGUGCCGCUGCUCGACCACCAGCCGGCCACCGGGCCCGCCUCCUUCUACGAGCCGGGCCACACCUACGGAACGAGCGCGCCGGGCGGCGGCUUCACCGGGAGCUUCGCCGGGGGCAGCGGGGGCAGCUUCAGCGGCAGCUACGGCGGCAGCAGCAGCGGCAGCUUCAGCGGCGGCUACGGCGGAGUCGGCGUCGGUCCCUUCUACAAGAAGGAGCUCUCCCUCAAGGCACCUCUCAGCGGUAACGGCCUGGGUUCGUCGUACGCGGGCAGCGGCGGCGGCAGCAGCGCCGCCUACGAGACGCCUCGCGCCGACGGCGGCUACUACACGCAGGACUGCGUGUGCGUGCCGCUGGAGCAGUGCCACGAUUUCGGCCGCAAGGAAGACGGCCUGCUGAUCGACCCGCGCAACCUGCCCUCCACGAUCGAGGCCAUCGACGACGGCGCCGUCUACGUCACUGACGCCAACGGCACUGUGGUGUCCGUGUCGCGGCACGCCAAGAGGGACGGAGAGGCCUCCAACGCGACUGCCGCAGACGACCAGGAGACGGCAACGAGUAGCAGGCGGCGCCGGGACGCCGCAGAGAGCAGCAACGUCCAGCCGCGCCUGCUAGGCGAAGACAGCAACGUCAAGCUGAACCCCACGUUCGGAGUGUCGUUCGGUCUGCCUCAGGGAGGAGGGGGAGGUUAUCCCUUGAACCCGUUCGGUCCCAACCCUGCCAUCAACCCUUACGGCGGCUCCGUCGGUGGUCCCGGAGGCAUCAACCUCGGGCUCGUCAGUGUGAACCCGCUAGUGUCCGUGCAGGUGACCAAAGACGAGUACGGAGGUAAGGUGGUGAAGCCUCUCGUCAACCUGCACGUCACGCCCAACCCGGGCCUCGUCCACAAGCUGGGCAGCCUUCUGCACGGCGGCUUCCACAAGCCCGGCUACGGCCUCUUCCACAAGCCGGGAUUCCCCUCCUACGUUAAGCACGAUCACGACCACCACCAUCAUCACGUCCACGUCCCCAAGCCCGCACCCGUCUAUCACAAACCACAUUACUACUACCCGCCCAAGCCCUACUACCCGUACAAACCAGCUCAUUACUCGAAUGGCUACUAUCAGUCUGGGCCCAACUAUUACGGCCAAAAUUACUACGACGCCUACCGCACAAACGACGACGAUGUGGAGGAAGGUAGUGACGAAAGCGCCCCUUACUACUCUGAGAGUGACGGUUACGCCCCGUCUGGAGGCUACAUUGACGACGAAGAGGACGCCUAUUACGGGCGCAGCGGCCGCUCCAACAUCUCCGCAGGGCAGACCCGAGGCAGCGGCGUGGCCUUUCCCAGUGACCGACGCAGCUUCACCGAAGCCGACGACUACGACGACAAACAGGCGUUUGGCGGCCGGUGCGGUCCGCGGCUGGUGUGCUGCCGCAGGCCGUCGCAGCCCGCCUACCGCCCCUCGCAGGCCGGCCAGUGCGGACGCAGGAACGCGCACGGCAUCAACGGGCGCAUCAAGACACCCGUCUACGUCGACGGCGAGAGCGAGUUCGGCGAGUACCCAUGGCAGGUGGCCAUCUUGAAGAAGGAUUCCCAGGAGAGCGUCUACGUGUGUGGUGGCACCGUCAUCGAUGAGCUGCACAUCCUCACUGCCGCUCACUGUGUCAAGUCGUACUCGCCGUACGACCUGCGCGUGCGCGCGGGCGAGUGGGACGUGAACCACGACGUGGAGUUCUACCCGCACGUGGAGCGCGACGUGGCGCAGGUGCAGGUGCACCCCGAGUUCUACGCGGGCACGCUCUACAACGACCUGGCCGUGCUGCGCCUCGCCUCGCCGCUCGACUUCGCGCGGGCGCCGCACAUCUCGCCGGCCUGCCUGCCGCCGCCGGGCGCCGACUUCUCGGGCCAGCGCUGCUGGGCCACCGGCUGGGGCAAGGACGCCUUCGGCGACUACGGAAAAUACCAGAACAUACUCAAGGAGGUGGAGGUGCCCAUCCUGCCGUUCCACCAGUGCCAGUCGCUGCUCCAGCAGACCAGGCUCGGCUUCGACUUCCGCCUUCAUAACGGAUUCCUCUGUGCCGGAGGAGAAGAGGGCAAAGACGCCUGCAAGGGCGACGGCGGCGGCCCGCUGGUGUGCGAGCGCGGCGGCGUCUGGCACGUGGCCGGCGUCGUCAGCUGGGGCGUCGGCUGCGGCCAGCGGGGAGUCCCCGGCGUGUACGUGAACGUGGCGCGCUACAACGACUGGAUACGGCGCGCCACCGGGAAGUACUGAGGCCGCUGCCCGCCCACCCACUCACACACCGUGUAAUCGUCUGCUCACACAUCGUUAAUUUAUUUGUUGCUUCAACACCAACUAUCGUUUCUGGAUUCAAGGCCGUGCCAUUGGCGAGAAAUAGACAGUCUCAAUGCCCCGGUCUGGAAUUCGGGAGCACCAAGUACUGCAUGUUACAUGCACUCUCUAU
Molecule: messenger RNA, 3382 nt
Organism: Schistocerca nitens (vagrant locust)
Lineage: Eukaryota; Metazoa; Arthropoda; Insecta; Orthoptera; Acrididae
Exons: 13
Coding region: 1-3192 (1063 amino acids)
Biological process (GO): proteolysis
Molecular function (GO): serine-type endopeptidase activity
Source: RefSeq, a predicted model, not a curated record